AUGGCAUCGGGCACUCUUCCUCCGCCUCCCAGGUCAGCCCAGUACUCCCACAGGGGUGCGGUCACCAGGAGACUGGGCUUUACAACCUUCACGCCCCCAGCAGCCUGCCUGCCCCCAGCAGCCUUGCCCACCUCCCUCCCCACACCUGGCUCCCCUGACCUGUCCCCUGACCUGCCUCCUGACCUGCCCCCUGACCUGCCCCCUGCUCUGCCCCCUGCUCUGCCCCCUGACCUGCUCCUUGACCUGCCCUUUGCUCUGCCCCCUGCUCUACCCCUGGGCCUGCCCCCUGGAGAUUUUUUUUACACUGGGUCCACCCUUGUCAUCGCUGGGCUGGGCUCUCGGGUGACCCAGAGGGCCCUGUGUCAGCCUCCAGCCCAGAGGGUGGUGGGCCAGCUCAGGCAGCAACUCGCCGGGCGCUCCUUCCCGGACUCCGGGCUUGGGGACUUCUUGGGGACCCUGGGGGCUGAGGACCACGAGGUGGAGUGGGUGUCAGAUGGCUGGGGGCCCUUGAGGGGUGCCCCCGCCCCCAGCCCGGCCCUGCGGGGCGCUGCCCGGUCGGUGACUCAGCGCCGGGUCUGCCCUCUCGUCCGCAAGGCGCGCUGCAGGCUGGGGCGCCGGCGGCGAGGAAGCUGCGGGAACUUGCGCCUCCUCGCAGUAUCAGCUGGCAGUGGACACGCCAGGGCAGAGGCGACCUCUGAAAGGGCUAAACGCUGCCACUCCGAGGCCGCCUGCCCAGCGGCAGAGGCUCUAUUUCAGGACCUUCAGGAACAUUUCCAGGCUCUGACUGCAACCCUGAACCUCAGAAUGGAAGAGAUGGGGAGCCGCAUCGAGGACUUGCAGAAGAAUGUGGACAGCCUAAUGGUGCAGGCCGGGAUCGGGGACGUUGCUCGAGAACCAGGGCAGGUGGCGUAGUGGUUAAAGGGGCCGGAUUCCCACAUGGCCAACCACGGUUCGAGUCC
Tupaia belangeri chinensis (Chinese tree shrew) is the source of this 959-nucleotide messenger RNA. RefSeq names its product heat shock factor binding protein 1 like 1 (gene HSBP1L1). Lineage: Eukaryota; Metazoa; Chordata; Mammalia; Scandentia; Tupaiidae. The record is from RefSeq and is a predicted model, not a curated record. The transcript is spliced from 7 exons. Gene Ontology annotation, molecular function: transcription corepressor activity. Gene Ontology annotation, biological process: cellular heat acclimation. Bases 1 to 912 code for a protein of 303 amino acids. Gene Ontology annotation, cellular component: cytosol; nucleus.